This is a messenger RNA of Rosa chinensis, 2070 nucleotides long. RefSeq names its product F-box protein CPR1. Gene Ontology annotation, molecular function: protein binding. The transcript has 4 exons. The record is from RefSeq and is a predicted model, not a curated record. Bases 201 to 1808 code for a protein of 535 amino acids. NCBI's taxonomy places the organism in Eukaryota, Viridiplantae, Streptophyta, Magnoliopsida, Rosales, Rosaceae.
UAUUUUCGGUGAAAUGUUUCAAUGUUUCCCUUUUUUUUUUUGAGAAAAACAUCUAUUUUUCUCUUGAAUCUCUUUUCUCUACAAAAACUACGCAGCUUUCCCAAUAAAAACCCGAACUGCGAAAUUUCAAACCCACAUAAGCUUACACCAUUAUUUCAAUAUCAGUAGUAGCCUUGAAGAGCGACGAAGCCAAAUUUCAUAUGGCGGAGGAUUGCUUACCCGAACAUGUGAUAUUCAGAAUCCUGGAGAGGUUGCCGAUCAAAUCCCUAAUCCGCUUCACCUCCGUUUCGAAACGCUGGCGUUUCAUCAUCUCCUCCGACCCCAUUUUCGCCAAAUCCCACUUCCACAUAGCUUCUCACCACCAAACCCUGACUGGCAGACUCCUCCUCUCCGACGGCCGUGGCUCUCAAUUCGAAUCCCGAGACCUGGAGACGCCCUCGUCGUUCCGAGACAAGUCCUCCGUCAGAAACCUCAGGUGCCCAUUGAAGCAACCCAUCAGACAACGAGGUGGUGAUGUAUGCGCACUCUGCUCCUGCAAUGGUUUGGUCCUCGCAACUCUCCUUGCCCAACAAAACAGAAUGUAUAUCUGGAACCCAUCCACUUCAUUCUUCAAACAAUUGCCUGCUCUUCCCUCAAAAUUUCACUCUCUGCGCUUUUAUGGUUUUGGCUAUGUUUCCGCUACUGAUAGCUACAAAGUCAUUGCAAAGCGUCGUCUUGACCCACGAACGGAGGAGGAUGAUGGGAGCGCCCUUAUCUUCUCAUCCAAACCCAACAUUUGGAAGAGGAUCGAAUCCCCUCUUUUUUCCAAAAUGGCAUAUAAGGGGGCUCUUGUGAAUGAGGCACUUCAUUGGCUCAGCUACCGUGAUGUGGUUAUCAUUGCUUUUGAUUUGGCGAAAGAGGAGCUCCGAACAAUGCCGCUGCCUGAGCAUAAUAAUGUGGAGAAUUUCGGGUAUCUUGGGGCUUUUGGAAGCUGCCUGUGUGUAUAUGAUGAGGCCUAUAUUAAGUCUGGCUCUGUUGAUUUGUGGGUCAUGAGAGACUAUGGUGUUGCUGACUCCUGGACUAAGAUGUUUCGCUUGAAGGUUUCCGAUAGGCCUGAGGAUAUUAAUUAUUUGAAGCCAAUCUUGGUUACGGAAACUAGUACAUUUCUGCUAAAAGGGACUUUUGAUAGCGGUAGGAAGUUGGAGUGCAAGUUGAUAAGGAGUGGUCAUGAGAAUGAGCAGCUUGAAACAUAUAUGCUUAGCAAGCAAAUUGACAACAUGCUGGCAUAUGAAGAGAGUCUACUUCGGCCUGGUAACUACAAUAAAAGGACUUGCCCAAUUGAACUAGCCAAGAAAGCUAGAAAUGCUUCAGAAGCUAGAAAUAAUGGAGAACAGGGUAGAGUAAAUCUCAAUGAGGAUAACCAGGGGCCACAUACUGUCAAUGUGUGUGUUCAAAACCAGGGCAGCAGCUCUGUUGAUGUCCAAGUGAAAACCAAAGAAACUAGGGCAAAGGAGCAGGUCAAGAGAGCACCAAACAGAUCAGGAAAGGUUGGAGCGCUAUCUGCUGUAGCUCAAACAUCACUAACAGUUCAAGCAACCUUAAAGCCUGUUCAGUCAUCAUCCCCUGAAUCUUCGACACAGCCUCAAUCAUCAAGGAACACUGUGUAUCCGAAAUCUCGUGUUGACCCAGUCACUGGUUGGUCACAGAGGUCCAAGACUGGGGCAAUAAAGUGUAACAAGACACCAGAGAAGCCAAAUGGACCAAAACAACUAAGCAGGCCAACAGCAGAGACUUCUGAUCUCAAGCAGCAGCCCAACAGAGACUUGUGAAAGCCAUUAUAGACUAUAGAGCUUGUGAUUUGAAUAAUGAGAAUCGUCCUUUCGGUAUUGAAAUGGUCAAUAUGAUGGCCAUUUUGCAUAUCUUAGUACUCCAUUCAGAUAUGGGAUAUAUUUGAAUGCCAAAUAGGACUAUGAAUCAUUUGGAUCAGACUUGUAUGUGUCCCGACUUUGGAAUGUAUUGUUAAGACCUUAAGAUUCAUGCGCAAGUUCUUUGAUGCAGAAUGUGACUUUUUGGUUUGUAUUUUCCUUUUCA